This is a messenger RNA of Panonychus citri (citrus red mite), 1864 nucleotides long. RefSeq names its product mucin-5AC-like. The record is from RefSeq and is a predicted model, not a curated record. The coding region runs from base 253 to 1584 and encodes 443 amino acids. The transcript is spliced from 2 exons. NCBI's taxonomy places the organism in Eukaryota, Metazoa, Arthropoda, Arachnida, Trombidiformes, Tetranychidae.
UUAGAUAAUGAUUAUAUUAAUGAAAAACUUAUAGAAUUUAAAUCACAAUCAUUAUUGGAUAAUGUUGACCAAGAAUCGGAAAAUCUAUCAUACAAUUGUAUUGAUGGAAAUUGUUUGACUAAUGAUAAGGAGAGUCCCGAUAAUAAAAAGGACAAUGGAAAAUUAUUUAAAUCAUUGUCUAAAUUACAGGGAGAACCAAAUUUACAGAAUAUCGUCAAUCUUAAUCAGCCUUCGAAUCUUCUGUUCAAUUUUAUGCAGGAAAAUAAUACUACUACUAAUGCUCCUAACGGAACAACGACCAUUGGCCCAUCAACUUCAAACGGUACGACAACUGAUCUACCGUUUACAACGGUUACUACAAUGAACGAGACAACAGCGUUUCCAACUGACAGCACUCCUGGUACUUCAACUAUUAUUAUUACAACUGAAGAAUCUGAAGAACCAACUUUUGAACCGGACGAAGAUAUAACAGAUCCUCCGAUCCCUCCGAUGCCUCCGACAACUACAACUACAACAACUACAACAACAACUACACCUAGAACUACAACUACAUCAACUCCGAUGCCUCCCACAACCCCUGCACCUUCAACGACAAUACCUACUACAACUCCAGAGCCUCCAACAAAUGGUACUGAUAGUUCUGGAUCGACAUCAACCCAAACAAUGAUUUUCGGAGGUGUUGGUGGACUUUUAUUCCUUUUAUUGGUCUUUGUAUGUUGUUGUCGAAAUUCAGGACCAACGGCCGACGUUGAAUCAGGUUUACCUCAGGAUACAAACCAGGACCAAAUUAAUGAAAAAUCACCCGACGAUGGUACUCCACCUGAUUCAAUUGAUGUUGUAAAAGCCAAAUCAGCUGAAAAAACAGGACUGAUAACCGGUAAAUCGAGUACAGGUGAAAGUAUCUUCGGUAAACGUAAAAGUGCAGAGAAAGUUAAAAGUUUGGAGAAGGUCAAAAGUUUGGAAAAGGUUAAAAGUCUCCUGGGUAAAAGCUUAACGGGGAAGAGUAACAUUUCCCUUGGAGGUAAAACGAAAAGCAUUGAAUUAUCGGGUAAGAGUAGCGGUGAGAAUCUCGGUUUAGCCAAAGUUAAAAGUUCCGAGUCAAAGUCCAAGAGUCUCCUGAAAAUUGGUAGUAAAACAAAGUCAAAGGAGAGUCUUAAAGGUAAAAUCAAAUCAACGAGCCUCGAAAAAAUUAAAUCCAAUGAAAAGGUUGCAAGUAGUGAGAAGAUGAAAAGUAUCGAGAAAAUUGCAAGUUCAGAGAAAAUGAUAAAAAGUAAGACAUCAAUGUCACCAAAGAAAAAGUCAAGUCUCUCAAGAGCGAAAAGCGUUGACAGGACCAAGAGUAUUUCCAAAGGAGUCAAAUUUUCAUCUAAACUCGCCGCAAAAUCCAAGAGUCAUUUAAAAAUCGAUAGUGUCGAACCAAUGACCAGUGCAAUGUCAUUAGAGAAAAGUAAAAGUCGUGAAUUAACAAGUAAAUUAUCAAGUUCCGAUGGUGGAAAAUCAAAUUUAACAAUAACAAGUUCCAUCGUUUCCAGACCAAGUAAAAGCAAAAGCUCAGACUUAGGAUUCAAAAGUAAAGACAAAUGAAUCAAUUCCAACAACGAAACAACAUCCAAACCGAUCAACCAAAAAAGCCAAUAAGAAAAAAUUCUCCAAUCAAUCCAAUUAAUUGGGAGAAAAGAAAAACAAAAUUAAUCACAAUUGAAAAAGAAACGAAAAAAAAAAUAUUCCAAUUAUUAUGUAAACAGUUUUUCCAUUUAAUUUUCGAUCAAUCGUUUAAUCGUAUCGAUAGUUUUUCUCUAACCAAGAGAACAGAAAAUCUUGGAUCAGAUAUUUGAUAUUCUCAUCAUGUUAUCUUUCAUUUAAA